This is a messenger RNA of Poecilia reticulata (guppy), 2136 nucleotides long. NCBI's taxonomy places the organism in Eukaryota, Metazoa, Chordata, Actinopteri, Cyprinodontiformes, Poeciliidae. The record is from RefSeq and is a predicted model, not a curated record.
CUUUAAAUAAAUCUCUGUGGCUUCUGAGGAGCAGAAGGCGCUUCAUUCCUCAUGCACCAGUUGUCCCUCCUCUCUUCCUGCCCUGGCCACCAUGGCUCCUGGCGUCCACAGGUUGGUAAAAUCAGCCUGGCUGCCGCUGCUGUCCGUCUCGUUGCUGUCUGAAGCUCUGUGUGUCCGCUGGACGCCAGGGGACUAUGCGGACACAGCCUCAGAUGCCUUGAGGUUCCUCAGUGACUACAACAGCCAGCACUGCAGUGGAGGUCUUCUUUAACAUCGAGUCCGCCAGCUGGAACUACAACACUAACUUAACGGAAUUCAACUCCAGGCUGCAGGUAGCGGCAAGCCUUGUGUAUCAAAAUUUUUCAGAAGCCUGGGGAAUGAAGGCCAAGCAGAUCUUCUCUAAAGAAGUACUUAAAUCUCUUUCUGAGAAGGACAGAAGGCUGAUUGCUGGUGUCAAGUUUCUGGGCAGUGCUAACCUUCCACAGGCUGAGCGAGUGGAGUAUAACACCAUCCUGAACACAAUGGAGAGUAUUUAUUCAACAAGUAAAGUGCACCCACUGCCAAAUGUUACCUGGAACCUGGAGCCUGGAAAUAUGUGGGCUCAGUCAUGGAACAACCUCUAUGAGAUGAUGGUCCCAUUUCCUGGCAAACCUUUCCUAGAUGUGACUGAUGAGAUGGUCAGACAGGGCUACAAUGCUACACACAUGUUCCGUGUGGCUGAGGAGUUCUUCACGUCUCUGGGUCUAAAGGAGAUGCCUCCAGAGUUCUGGGAAGGGUCGAUGCUUGUUAAGCCUGAAGGUCGGGAAGUUGUGUGCCAUGUGUCUGCCUGGGACUUUUAUAACCGCAGAGACUUCAGGAUUAAGCAGUGCACCACAGUGACCAUGGAAGACCUCUUCACUGUACACCAUGAGAUGGGCCACAUCCAGUAUUACCUCCAGUACAAGGAUCAGCCUGUGGGCUUCCAUGAUGGAGCCAACCCUGGUUUCCAUGAAGCUAUUGGUGACCUUAUGUCCCUUUCAGUUUCAACACCCAAGCACCUACAUGAGAUUAAUCUGCUGGAGUCUGUGACUUCUGACAAUGAAAGUGACCUGAACUUCCUGUUGAAGACUGCUUUGGAGACUAUAGCUUUCCUUCCUUUUGGCUAUCUUGUUGACCUCUGGCGAUGGGAUGUGUUCGAUGGAAACACUCCUCCAGAGAAGUACAACUCUGCUUGGUGGAACCUCAGAACAAACUACCAAGGAAUUUGCCCUCCUACCAGACGUAGAGAGGAGCACUUCGAUCCUGGGGCAAAGUACCAUGUCCCUGGAAACACACCAUACAUCAGGUACUUUGUUAGCUUCAUCCUGCGAUUUGAGUUUCAUGAGAAACUCUGUGAGGUAGCCAAUCAGACCGGCCCUCUGCACACAUGUGACAUCUUCCGUUCUACAGAAGCUGGAGCCAUCCUGAAGAAAGUUCUCGAGGCAGGCUCUUCAAGGCCUUGGCCUGACGUGCUCCAGGAGGCCAUAGGCACACGUGAAAUAAAUGCCACAUCAUUUCUCAAAUAUUUUGACCCCUUAACAAAAUGGCUGGAAGAGCAAACUGCCAAUGAGACCCUUGGAUGGCCUGAUCUCGACUGGGUUCCACCGAUCCCUGAGGGCUACCCUGAUGAUAUUGAUGCAGAAUUACAAACCUCACCUCUGUAGAAAUAAUUGAAUGUGGUUUUAUGUUUCAGACGGGAUGGUUUCUCAUCUCAACUGACUCAUUUACCUGGACAUAAUGAAGCUGAUAAGCAGGGAGUGGUGGUGGGCGGGUCAAUUUAAAAGGCGUCUGAAAACCAGACUGCGCCCAUGCUAGCUGGAGCGCUACAGUUGCUGUGUUCUGGUUUUAAUGCUCAAUGUUAAGAAAAGCAAUUCAGCAACUUUGUCUCAGUGUGUUAAAGCCUAGGUCACCAAGCUCUCUGCAUGUGCAUAUUAUGAGGUGUAUUUUUAUCUUCUGUGACUGGAAUGUAAAAAUCCUCUUCAUCUUCAUAGCAUAAUUAUGGGCUAUUGGUGAAGACCACCCAUAUGUGGUUUGAUGUAGUUUUAGCCUAAAGCAUAUUUAGUUUUUCUCUAAUUUAAUGGAAUGUUGGUUUACAAUAAAGAAACUCCUGCUACUUAA